ACUUUACCCGGAAGUGUGCGGAGGAGAUCCGGGGCAUCGGCAACCUCGGUGUUUCUGGUAUCCUGCGCUUGGAGAAUCGAGAGCGGCUUCCUUGCUUCCGCCGAAAUCAUGGUCUUCUACUACACUAGCAGCGGCGUUAAUUCAUCUGCUUACACUAUUUACAUGGGAAAGGAUAAAUAUGAAAAUGAAGAUCUAAUAAAGUAUGGCUGGCCUGAAGAUAUUUGGUUUCAUGUGGACAAAAUCUCUUCAGCUCAUGUAUACCUUCGAUUACAUAAGGGGGAGAAGAUAGAGGACAUUCCAAAGGAAGUGCUGAUGGACUGUGCCCAUCUUGUGAAGGCCAAUAGCAUUCAAGGCUGCAAGAUGAACAACGUUAAUGUGGUAUAUACUCCGUGGGCUAACCUGAAGAAAACAGCUGACAUGGAAGUGGGACAGAUAGGCUUUCACAGGCAGGAAGAUGUCAAAGUUGUGACAGUGGAGAAGAAAGUGAAUGAGAUCCUGAACCGAUUAGGAAAGACCAAGGUAGAACGAUUCCCAGACUUGGCAGCAGAGAAAGAAUGCAGGGAUCGUGAAGAGAGGAAUGAGAAAAAAGCCCAAAUUCAGGAAAUGAAGAGGAAAGAAAAGGAAGAGAUGAAGAAGAAAAAGGAAAUGGAUGAGCUCAGGAGCUAUUCAUCAUUAAUGAAAGCUGAGAAUAUGUCUUCAAAUCAGGAUGGCAACGAUUCAGAUGAAUUCAUGUGAAUGCAGAAAAGGAACUUAUAAAGAUGUGAAUUUAGGGACAGUUGCAGAUGUCUUGGUUUCAUCAGUGCUCUGAAUUAUAAAUGAUCAACAACCCAGAUUCUACCUUCCAUCUACAAAAAUAUGACCAGUUUUGGAGUUAAAAGUUAUUCCCCUUUUUUGCUGACAGAAAAGGAUGAUAUAUAUAUAUAUAUCAUAUAUAUGCACAUACUAAUAUAGUUGGACUUGAAGAUAGCAGAUAUCUAGGAAAGUGGAAAUAUUUUUGCCAGAACUUGUCUUGGUACGUCAUGGAAAUUGGCUGUCCUUAUGCUUGGAACAGACUUUAGAACAAACCAACUCUGACCAGUAGUUUUAUUACUGUGGUCUGUCUCUGAAAGCAGAUGUCUUGAAGAGGUUUUCAUGAUCUUAAAAUAUCUUCACUUAUGUUAGAAUUAUAUUGGUGAGUAAUGUAUGUGUGAGUGGUGAAUGUCCCUGCCUCCAGCUCUUCCCCCAUUUCCUGAUUACAAAAAGAAAUCAUAUGGGUUUUGCAGAUAAUAGUGAUAUUUUCAGAAGAUUGCUGGCCUCAGUAUUCCUGUUUUACUGUUGAUUCUGUUAACAGAGCUGUUCUCAGCUUGUCCUAUUUCUACAUCCUUGCUUUCUCUGAUGAGGUCCACCUGUGUCUCUUCAUGCUCAAAGAAACAUUGAGUAUUAACUCAGGGUUGGUCUUUUGUGACGGUAUUUCACCUGAGUAUCAAAUAACAAAAACCCCAUAAGUCUUAAUAUUCCAUGCCUGAUGAGUUUUUAGCACCAGAGGAAAAAGAGAAAUGCUGAUAGUUCUGGAAGUCGUUUUGAAAUGUAGGCUACUUGACAUUGUCUCAGGAUAUAAAUUAAAGCAAAAAUUCACAUUGGCAAUUAUGACUUUAGAAAGAAUUAAGCAUUUUGCUAGUCAGCCAGAGUAAUGUAUUUAUGGACUUUUUGAUAGAAUUUAUUUUGAGUUGUAACCAAGUUCAGAUCUCUCAGCUGUAGACUCAGUUGCUUAAUAUGUUACAGAACUGCUUACUUUAGCUUCCUGUUCCCCAGUGUGAUUCUGGAAUAAAAAAUAUAUUUGUAUUGCUUUACAUGCUGCAACUUAAAAAAGACAAAGCCAAGCAGUGAAAAGGCAGAAGCUACCUUUGAGCCACACUACCAGCUCUACUGAGCAGCGUUCUUACUCCCCCCACUUUUUUUUUUUUCUUCUUUUUCUCUUUGACCAGAACACUGCUUCACCCUGGCUUCUGGUGGAAACAGGGAUUAAGCCUGGGACCUGGGAGCCUCAGGCUUGAAUCUGUUUUACACAACCUCUGUGCUGUCUCCUCGGCCAGCAUUCUUAAUCUUGACUGUUCUAACCCAGCGAGAAAUAGGCUUACCAACAAUUACUUUUUCUGAAAUAGUACUUUGGAUUGUGGGUAAAACUAAGAUUUCAGUGUUUCUACUUAUCCCAAGUUGGUGUAUGGGCAUGAACUGGAAACCAGCCCCCUGAGGCAUAACUUAGAGGCCACAUUUUGAGAAGGGAGUAUCCAUAUGACUCUAGAUACUGUUGAUUGUGUGUAGGUGUGUGUAAUGAUGACCAUUUUGAAGUUCUGUGAAAAAUAUAGUGACACUUCGUAUUUGGAAAAAUAUGUAUUUAUGAAUUCUGUUUUGUUACGAAUAGGUCAACCUCUAUCCUUAAGCUGGUAUUGAAAGUGAUCUAUUUCAAAACAAAAAAAACUGUGUCAUCAUAGGCUCAACUUAACAGGUUUGGGUAGGUUUUCAGGGUGCUUUCUUAUUCCCCCCCCUCUUUUUUUUUUUUUUUUUUUUUCUUAUUGGCAGAGCUUCACCGCUUGAGGCCAAUUUUUUUUUUUUCAGGUAGAAGAAGAGAGCAGAAGAUACCAUAGCACCAGAGCUUCCUCCAGUACUGUGGGGGGCAAACUCAAACCUUGGUCACACAAAUGUCAGAGGGGGCUCUCUCUAGAGCUGGGGAGACAGCAUACUGGUUAUGCAAAAGGUUUUCAUGCCUGAGGCUCAGAGCUCAGGUUCAGUCCUCAGCACCACCAUAAACCAGAGCUGAGCAGUGCUGUGCUCUCUGUCUCUGUAUCUCUCUUAUUAAAAUAAAGUCAAAUAGUUUCAAAGAAAGAAAAGAAAAGAAAAUGGGUUCAAAGUGGACUCUCCCCUCUGGGUAAGCUGUGUUACUUUCCCCACCUCCCAUUAUUGAAUGCCUCUUUCCAAAAGUAGCAUGUAAAUUUAGUAGUUAUGCUUCUUUGACAAGAGUCCUCCACCUGUUUACUGUAGGUGUUUGUUUGACCCUUUUCUACAAAGACCUAAAAUGGGGUGAUUUUCUCUCUUUGACCAUACCUUUCUACCAUCUGAAGGACUCCACUCUAUCCCACAUUAUAGCAUGUAUAAUAACAGCUUUGAAAGAAGACAUUUGUCAUUAGUGUGAGAGAUCCAAGAGUCCUAUAUUAAAACAUUUUAUUACUCUCAGCUUACACUGGUUUAGAAUGUCAAGAUUGCUCUUCUGAGUUCUCCCAGUUGAAAUCUUAGCUCUUGAAUCUUUGUGCAGCUGCUUUUCUGAUUUUCCUCUCCUUCUAGCUGAGUUCUAGUUGAGUUUUUUUCCCCAGCUCCUUUGAUCCCAGAGAAAGCAAGGGCCUUUUUCUAAACUGAGGACUUGGGUUCAUUAUUAGCCAUCUCAUUUCUUUCUUACUGGCACAUUUUCUAAACUUCCUUUAGGAAAACUCCAAUUUUGUUAUUUUUAUAAACUGCACACAAUCAAAUUCGUAUAUCCUGAGGCUUUUUCUUUCCAACUUUGUUUCCCUACUCUGAUUUCUGUAGGUAAGAUUCAAAGUACCAUUUAAUUUACUUGACAGGCUGUUGUGUCACAUGCCUAUGGCUUUGGAAUUCACUUCUUACCCACCUCUGUUGAUCCAGGGUCACAAGUUUACCAAGGCCUUUUGACACUAGCGGAAUAGGUGGAAGGCUGGAGUUGAACCUCUUCAGUCUCUUUUUUGUUUUGCUAUGUUGCUUUUUUUUAAUUUUUUUUUUAAUUUAAGAAAGGAUUAAUUAACAAAACCAUAGGGUAGGAGGGGUACAACUCCACACAAUUCCCACCACCCAAUCUCCAUAUCCCACCCACUCCCCCUAUAGCUUUCCCAUUCUCUAGCCCUCUGGGAGCAUGGACCCAGGGUCAUUGUGGGUUGCAGAAGGUAGAAGGUCUGGCUUCUGUAAUUGCUUCCCCGCUGAACAUGGGUGUUGAUUGGUCGGUCCAUACUCCCAGUCUGCCUCUCUCUUUAUCUAGUAGGGUGUGUCUCUGGGGAAGCGGAGCUCCAGGACACAUUGGUGGGGUCUUCAAUCCAGGGAAGCCUGGCCAGCAUCCUGAUGGCAUCUGGAACCAUUUCCAGGAGAUGUGGUCAGAGCUCAGCCACUAGCAGCUUCUCAGUCCGCCAUCUUCCGGGAAACCGCUAUGUUGCUUUUAACUGUUUUCCCGGAUUUUGCUGAGCCUUUCAACUGUUAGACACCGACAGCCUUCCCCCACCCAGGAAGGGAAAGUGGUGGGGUUGCUGAGAUGUGGGAAGUUGCACAUAUAGUGUUACCAACUCAUCUCCAUAAAAUAAAUAAGUUGAGAAUGAAGGGAGGUGGAAGCUGCACCUGCAUACAGCAAGAUGAGAGAGGAAGCAUCAGCUGUAAACUCCAGUGUUAGACUAAAGCUCUUCCUUCUACCCUUCUGUCUUGGGAGGAUGGGGGGUAGCUUGUAUUUGCCAUGCUGAUCCAGGGCAUGGGAAGAACUGAGCAAGAUAGAGAAACAGAAUGGUUUUUCUUGAGCUGUGAUAGAAAGCCUGUAUUUACUCUCCCUCUCUCCCCCCUCUUCCAUUUUAUUCAGAAAUAAUUUACCACCCCUAAAGCCUGCUUUUCCUCUUUGGUUUGAAAUACAGCUUUGAGUAGAACAAAUCUUCAUGUUCAAAAUGACCAUGCAUGGAGGGUCCCCUUUUGAUUUUAAAGUACACUGUAAGGGCAAUCAAUCAAGCACCAGUCAGAAGCCUAAAACUAAAUUCCAAACUCAGUUUCAGUCUCUAGCCACCUGUUGUAUAGCUGAGAAUAGGGACGGCACUGCAGGUGCCUGAGCAGGUUCACAUUCAAGUUGCAUCUCAUGAGUGGUUUUCUUUGCUGGGCCCACACGUUCCUCGCAUGGGGCACUCGACUUAUGUGCAUUGUAUCAUUUCACAAAUGACAUGAUGCCAACUGUGUCUUCCUUUCGUUCUGGAUGAAUGAUAUGUAAAAUAGAAUAAAAGCAUAUAGUUUUGAGUAAAACCAAA
Messenger RNA from Erinaceus europaeus (western European hedgehog), 5036 nucleotides. RefSeq names its product coiled-coil domain containing 25 (gene CCDC25). Lineage: Eukaryota; Metazoa; Chordata; Mammalia; Eulipotyphla; Erinaceidae. The transcript is spliced from 9 exons. Bases 109 to 735 code for a protein of 208 amino acids. The record is from RefSeq and is a predicted model, not a curated record.